Molecule: messenger RNA, 384 nt
Organism: Didymodactylos carnosus
Lineage: Eukaryota; Metazoa; Rotifera; Eurotatoria; Philodinida; Philodinidae
Source: the annotation of a GenBank genome assembly
AUGUCAUAUUGUAUGUUCCGAUGGGAAUUAUUUGAUGAUUCUGUUCAAAUACCCAAACAUGCAGUGAAAAUAGGAAAUUUAUUAGGAGUACAUUCGAAACAAGAUCGACUCUCCGGUUCCAUCAAGCGAUACGAGAAACAAGACAAAAAUAAACAAGCGUCGGCAGAAAGCAAUCGAAAAACAAAACCGAUCGUAUUUGAUGCUGAGAAACACUUAAUAAUUUGUUGUACAGCAGAACACUUUUUCCACCAUCAUUUACAAAGUUUGUAUGAUAAUGAUGUUAAGUCAGAAGAAACAUGGAUAUCAUCGACACGUUGUAAAAUUUUGAUAAAUUGUUCGGAUAAAAAUGUUGAUGAUAGUGCUGGAUACGAUUUUGUAAUUUAA